Molecule: messenger RNA, 2800 nt
Organism: Nelumbo nucifera (sacred lotus)
Lineage: Eukaryota; Viridiplantae; Streptophyta; Magnoliopsida; Proteales; Nelumbonaceae
Product: actin cytoskeleton-regulatory complex pan-like protein
Source: RefSeq, a predicted model, not a curated record
GACAGAAUCCCUGAAACUCGAAACCUGUGUUUUUUCUGCUCUCUGCAUUUUGGAGCAGAUCGUAAGCUCUAUCUCUAGUCUCUACCGCACUCGGGAGCUCUUCCGGAGCUGCAAUCGCGGCAGAGUCUUGUUGGAGGAGAUGAAGACAUCCAACAGAAGUCAGUUUCCGGCGAAAAUACCGGCAAUACUCUAUUCAAAAACCCUAAAUCCAUCACCGGAUUCGGAUCUUCAAGAGAAAUGUAGCGAUCGGAAGCCCCAGCGGAGGAAAACCAGAAACCCUGGAUUUUCUGCUGCUGGAUUCCGGCUGAAGAAAGACGGAACUCCAGGUGGGAAGAGGAGUGGACCUGCUACUCCCCUCUUACGGUGGAAGUUUGACGACGGUGAUUUCACUGUUGGAAACGAUAAGGGGCCCGAGUCUAGUCGGAAAGGUCGACGGAAAGUGAAGAGCAGUGUAGAGGUUUCUCUUUCGGCCAGGAAGCUCGCUGCCGGGCUGUGGCAUUUGCAGCCGCCUGAGGUUUCCGGAGCCGGAGGUACAGGAGAAUGCCGUGCUCUGCAGAAGAGGCCAUCCAAUAAAGUUGGGCUUGAGCCCGGCAAUGGGCAUGUAGGAGUCCCUUUUCUCUGUCAUCGCAGUAACAAAGAGUAUGGUGCAGAAGCAAAGGAUCUGUUGCAGAGCCCCGUUUCUGUCGAUGGUCCAAAGAAUGGAAUUCUGUAUAAGCUCCAACCUUCCUUACAAUUUCCUAAUUCUGCAAUGGAGGGAGCAACAAAAUGGGAUCCUGGGUGCUCUAAAACAUCAGAUGAGGUUUACCAGUUUUAUGGCCGAAUGGGACUUCUUGAAGACCAACAGGCUACCACUGUAUCUGUCAUAUCUACUCUGCAAGCAGAACUUGAGCAGGCUCGGAAUCGGAUUCAGGAGCUUGAGUCUGAGCGCCGGUCCUCAAAGAAGAAAUUGGAGCACUUCUUAAGGAAACUUGCAGAGGAAAAGGCUACAUGGAGGAGUAGAGAACAUGAGAAGAUCCGCACUAUAAUUGAUGAUAUGAAGGAUGACUUGAACAGGGAAAGGAAAAACCGUCAAAGGAUGGAAAUUGUUAACUCAAAAUUGGUCAACGAGCUAGCAGAGGCCAAGCUAUCUGCAAAGCGGUUUAUGCAAGAUUAUGAGAAGGAGAGAAAAGCCAGAGAGCUAAUGGAGGAAGUCUGUGAUGAGCUUGCAAAGGAAAUUGGAGAAGACAAGGCUGAAGUUGAAGCAUUGAAGAGGGAAUCGAUGAAAAUUCGUGAGGAAGUGGACGAGGAGAGAAAGAUGUUACAGAUGGCUGAGGUCUGGCGUGAAGAAAGGGUUCAGAUGAAGCUGGUUGAUGCAAAAUUAACACUAGAAGCGAAGUAUUCACAGAUGAGCAAGCUUAUAGCAAACCUGGAGGCUUUUCUGAGAUCAAGAAGUGCAACUCCAGAUGUGGUGGAGAUGAGAGAAGCAGAGAUGCUUCGAGAGGCAGCUGGCUCAGUAAAGAUUCAAGAUAUCAAAGAGUUUACUUAUGAGCCCCCAAACUCAGAGGACAUCUUUUCUGUUUUUGAAGAUCUCCAACCGGGAGAAGCUAAUGAAAGGGAGAUUGAACCAUGCGUAGGUUAUAGCCCUGCUAGUCGGGCUUCCAAAAUCCAUACUGUGAGCCCUGAGGUCAAUGGGUUGAAUAAAAGUUCCAUGCAGAAGCAUUCAAAUGGAUUCAUUGAACAAAAUGGAGAGAUAGAAGAAGAUGGGAGUGGCUGGGAGACAGUGAGUCAUGCUGAGGAUCAGGGCUCAAGUUAUUCCCCGGAAGGGAGUGAUCCUUCUGUUAACAGGAUGCACAGAGACAGUAAUGUAUCUGAGAGUGGAACAGAAUGGGAAGAUAAUGCAGGUCAUGAUACCCCGAAUACUGAAAUAAGUGAAGUUUGUUCUGUAUCAGCAAGGCCCACGAAGAAGGCAUCAUCCAUAACCAGACUUUGGAAAUCAUGCCCCAGUAAUGGAGAAAACUACAGGAUAAUCUCAGUUGAAGGGAUGAAAGGAAGGAUUUCAAAUGGAAGAAUUUCUAAUGGGGGGAUUGUUUCACCAGAAGUAGGGUUAGGUGAAGGUGGGCUCAGCCCUCCAAGUUUGAUGGGGCAAUGGAGCUCACCUGACUCUGGGAAUCCACACAUAACUCGAGGGAUGAAGGGGUGCAUUGAAUGGCCACGGGGCAUCCAGAAAAAUAGUUUGAAGGCAAAGCUUUUGGAGGCAAGAAUGGAAAGCCAGAAAGUCCAAUUGCGCCAUGUUCUUAAACAGAAGAUUUAAAUGAACCAAGUUGCAGGAGGAAAUAUUCAUAAUUCUGGUUCGAGAAAGCUUGCUCAACGUAGCUUACAAAUAAAACCAGAUGGAGAUAAGCAACAAAGUUUCUGGUGGAGUUGUAAGUACCAUAGAGGAUUGUUGGGGAAGCUGCAAAGAUCACGGACCUGAUGCUGUAGCUGGUUAUCCAUCUUUUGGUCUCAUUUGGUCAACUGCAUGAAAAGAAUUUCUUCUCAUGGUUUUUUGUCUGCCUGCAUAUUACCUUAAACCUGGCAAGAUCGGUAAUUUUCCCCAUCAUGAGCAAGCCAUAGGUUUGAGUGGGGCAAGCAAUUCAGGAGCAAGCUAUGCAAUCCGUAUUGUAUUACUUAUGCACAUUGAUAAAGCAACUAAGAAAUACAAUUUGACACCAUUCUCUUCUCUGUAUGUUAUAAGAAACUCUACUGUAUAAUUUGGAUAUGUCGGAAUGAAUUUGACUGGGAAAUUUUCUGGGAUCAUCAUAAGAAGGGUACUUGUUCACUC